AACAUGGUUACAUCCCAUUCUAUGUAUUUCGUUAUUACCAUUACAUUGCUUUUCAGUGGGAUUUUUGAAUCUUGUAACACCACGAAGCUCCACGAUGUUGAAGUGAGAGCACUGAAAGAGAUAGGAAAGAAGAUGAAGAAAAAAGAUUGGGACUUUAGCAAUGAUCCAUGCAGUGGAAAAGGGAAUUGGAUUGUAAACACUAAUCCACUUAUAAAUAGUAAUCUCACCUGUGAUUGUUCUUUUCAUCCUCCUAAUUCAUCGUGUCACGUUAUCGCAAUAGUCCAUCGUUUUUUCUUUGUCUGCAGAGUUUUGACGUCGCAGAAUUUGACAGGCAUUAUACCCCCAGAAUUCUCUCAGCUGCGUUAUCUCAAAACUCUGAACCUUAACCGUAAUUGUCUUACUGGCUCAAUUCCUAAGGAAUGGGCAUCAAUGCAUUUAGAAAGCUUAUCGGUUUUGGGGAACCGAUUAAGUGGUCCAUUUCCAAAAGUGUUAACCAGCAUUACGUCACUCCUAACUCUGAACCUUGAGGGAAACAGAUUUUCAGGACCAAUCUCUCCCGAGAUUGGAAAGUUGGUUAAUCUGAAACAAUUAUUUCUCUCUUCAAAUUCCUUUACGGGUUAUUUGCCAGAGCAACUCGGACAACUUAGAAAAUUGACUGAUAUGAGGAUUAGUGAUAAUGCAUUUACUGGUCAGAUACCAAAUUCCAUUGGAAACUGGACACAGUUAUCUCAUUUGGAGAUGUUUGGUAGUGGUUUGGAUGGUCCAUUACCUUCCAGUACUGCAGCCCUUACUAGCUUGGUCAAGCUCCAGAUUAGCGAUCUAGGAGGAAAAUCGUCUUCCUUUCCUCCACUGCAGAAUUUGAAGUCUCUCAAAACAUUGGAGUUGAGGAGAUGCAACAUAUACGGACAAAUUCCUAAAUAUAUUGGAGAUAUGACGAGUCUCAAAACACUUGACCUCAGUUUUAACCUCUUAACGGACAAGAUCCCGUCAUCAUUAGCCAACUUGAAGUUAGCAGAUUAUAUUUACUUGGCAGGAAACAAGUUCACAGGGGGUGUUCCAAACAGUUUUAUCGAAACUAACAAAAAUAUAGAUAUAUCUUCCAACAAUUUCACCCUCCAGAGUUCAAUUCCUAGUGGUGAUUGUGACCAAGUAAAUAAUGCGAAUUUGGUGGAAAGCUUUUCCAUGUGGAAUGAAUCAUAUAAGGGCUACCCUUGUUACUUCCAACACUUCCCUUGCCUUUUGCCUAAAAGAGAGUACAAAUAUAAGCUGUACAUAAACUGUGGGGGAGAUGAAAUAAAAGUUAAAGAAAAGACAUACGAAGCUAACGUAGAGGGUCAACGACCAACUACAUUUGUCUAUGGCUCUGACAAGCACUGGGCAUUUAGCAGCACCGGACACUUCAUGAAUGAUCUUACAGAAGUGGAUGACUACACCGUGUCUAACACCUCUACACUAUUAGCUGAUGCUUCGUCUCCAAGUUUCGUGUUGUACAAGACGGCUCGGAUUUCUCCUCUCUUGUUGACUUACUACGGACUCUGUCUCGGCAAUGGGGAGUACACUGUGAGUCUCCACUUCGCAGAGAUAAUAUUUACCAGCGACAAUACAUUCUACAGUCUUGGGAAAAGAGUGUUCGAUAUUUAUGUUCAGGAUAAGUUGAUGAUUAAAAACUUCAACAUUAAAGAAGCUGCUGGUGGAUCGGGGAAGCCAAUCAUAAAGACAUUUUUGGUAGAUGUAACAAAUCACAAUCUGAAGAUCAGCUUGAGGUGGGCUGGCAAAGGGACAACUACGCUUCCAAUUAGAGGAGUUUACGGCCCUAUGAUCUCAGCCAUAUCAGUUGAACCUAAUUUUAAAUCUCCGGAGCAUGAUGACAAGAAGAAUAUCCUACUAAUAGUAGGAAUUAUAGUUGCCGCAGUAAUCCUCAUUGUGGUCAUCAUCACAGUGAUCAUUUGCUUGUGGAAAAGAAGGUGUUACAAAAAUGCAAUGGACAAAGAGCUGAGGGGUUUAGAUCUUCAGACUGGAACCUUCACUCUUCGACAUAUAAAAGCGGCCACUAAUAACUUUGAUGCAGCAAACAAGAUUGGUGAAGGUGGAUUUGGCUCUGUUUACAAGGGUGUGUUAUCCGAGGGGAGGACGAUUGCGGUUAAAAAAUUGUCUUCAAAGUCCAAUCAAGGAAGCCGAGAGUUUGUGAAUGAAUUAGGGAUGAUCUCAUCUCUACAACAUCCAAAUCUUGUGAAACUAUAUGGAUGUUGUGUGGAGAAGAAGCAACUGAUAUUGGUCUACGAGUAUUUGGAGAACAACUGUCUUUCUCGUGCUCUAUUUGGAUCGAGACUGAAAUUAGAAUGGCCAACAAGGAAGAAGAUUUGUUUGGGCAUAGCUAAAGGACUAACAUUUCUCCAUGAAGAAUCUGUGAUCAAGAUUGUGCACAGGGAUAUUAAAGCGAGCAACGUGUUGCUAGAUGAGGAUCUCAAUGCCAAAAUCUCUGACUUUGGUUUGGCAAAGCUGAAUGAUGAUGAAAACACGCACAUCAACACUCGUAUCGCCGGAACACCAGGAUAUAUGGCUCCGGAAUACGCCAUGCGGGGUCAUUUGACCGAAAAAGCAGAUGUUUAUAGCUUUGGCGUCGUUGCCCUUGAAAUCGUCAGUGGAAAGAGUAACUCAAACGUCAAACAACCAAGCGAGAACUUGGAGUGCCUUCUUGAUCAGGCCUACGUUUUGCAAGACAUGGGAUGCUUACUAGACUUGGUUGACCCAGUGCUAGGUUCAGCUUACUCAAAAGAGGAAGCAAUGGUGAUCUUGAACGUGGCGCUAAUGUGCACUAACACGUCCCCGGCGUUAAGGCCAAAAAUGUCGCAGGUCGUGAGUCUCCUCGAGGAAAAGACCGCAAUGAAAAACCUGUUGUCGGACCCAAACUUCUCAGCAGUGAACCCGAAGCUGAAGGCUUUAAGGAGAUUCUUUUGGCAGAGCGAAUCAUCCACAAGCGGACCUCGUACCACUGACUCUGUUGAUGCUGAAGAGAACACAUCAAAAGACGAAAUAGUAGAAGAACCAGAACUUGAGUGUGAGUAAUAAUUCUCUACACCAUAUUUGUUUUAAGCAAAUGAUAUGACAUUAUUGUGACCAUAUCCAAACUUAGUUUCCAGAAAGAAAAAACUAUAUAUGUUUGUUGAAAAUAUGGUUAUGAAGAUGUUUUUAUGUUAAACAUUCUUAGCGAAUUAAAAUCAGAACCAUGUUAUAUAACCAAUCUAUCAAUGACUCUUGUGUCUACAUUUAUUACGUCUUAAACUAACAGUUUUCUCUUUAAAAAAAUCAUAAAGAAAGAUUAAUUACAAUAACAGUUAUAUUGUUGUGGAAAUG
Arabidopsis lyrata subsp. lyrata is the source of this 3354-nucleotide messenger RNA. RefSeq names its product probable LRR receptor-like serine/threonine-protein kinase At1g07650. Gene Ontology annotation, molecular function: protein kinase activity; ATP binding; protein binding. Bases 4 to 3066 code for a protein of 1020 amino acids. The record is from RefSeq and is a predicted model, not a curated record. Gene Ontology annotation, biological process: protein phosphorylation. The transcript has 24 exons. NCBI's taxonomy places the organism in Eukaryota, Viridiplantae, Streptophyta, Magnoliopsida, Brassicales, Brassicaceae.